CCCACUGCCAACAUUUUCCAGCUGCCUCCGCUUCCUCAAUCCGGCGCCAUAAAAGAGGCAGCGAAGCAGCGGCGGCCGCGUCCCAUCCGCGUGCGGUUCUGUGUCACCGAGGGCGCGAUGCUGAGCUCCCCGCUGCCCCCCAGGCCGCGCUGGCCCGCGCUGCUGGCCCUGCUGCUCCCCGUGGCCGUGGCUCAGCUGCGCCCCGAGCCGGAGCUGGACGCCCAAUGGGAUCUGUGGAAGAGGACGUACCGCAAGCAGUACAACGGCAAGGAGGACGAGGUGUCGCGGAGGCUGAUCUGGGAGAAAAACCUGAAGUACAUCCAGGCCCACAACGCGGAGCACGCGAUGGGAGCCCACACCUUCCAGCUGGCCAUGAACCACCUGGGGGACAUGACCAGCCAGGAGGUGGCCGCGCUCCUCACGGGGCUCAGUGUCCCCUAUGGGCACCCCCGGUCGGACUCUGGGUACGUGCGGCGCGGCGGAGCCCCGGACGCCGUGGAUUGGAGGGAGAAGGGCUGCGUCACGGAGGUGAAGAACCAGGGCGCCUGCGGGGCGUGCUGGGCCUUCAGCGCCGUGGGGGCCCUGGAGGCGCAGGUGAAGCUGAAGACGGGGAAGUUGGUGUCGCUGAGCGCCCAGAACCUGGUGGACUGCUCCAUGAUGUACGGCAACAAGGGCUGCGCUGGGGGCUUCAUGACCAACGCUUUCCAGUACAUCAUAGACAACGGCGGGAUCGACUCGGAUGAGUCCUACCCCUACAUGGCUCAGAACGGGACGUGCCACUACAACGUUUCCAUGCGGGCCGCCACGUGCUCCAAGUACGUGGAGCUCCCGUACGCGGACGAAGCCGCCCUGAAGGACGCCGUCGCCAACGUUGGACCCGUCUCCGUCGCCAUCGAUGCCACGCAGCCCACGUUCUUCCUGUACCGGUCGGGUGUGUACGACGACCCACGCUGCACCCAGGAGGUGAACCACGGCGUGCUCGUGGUCGGCUACGGCACCCUGAACGACAAGGACUUCUGGCUGGUGAAAAACAGCUGGGGCGAACACUUCGGCGAUGGGGGCUACAUCCGUAUGUUGAGGAACCACGCCAACCACUGCGGGAUCGCCAGCUACGCCUCCUACCCCCAGAUAUAGGAGGGGAUUUGGGGAGGGCUCCGUCCUCGGGGCCGGUGCCGCCGUGACACUUUUGCCAAUCGCCGAUCGCAGGACCCGGAUCCCGUCAAUGCAGGCGCAGCUCUUUGUGCGGGGCUGGGGGGAGGAUUUCAGGGGACGACUCCCGGUGACUGCUUCUUGGAGAAGAAAAAGGAGGUUUUAGGGUUUGUUUGGUUUUUUUUUCCCUUCCGGAGUAGAAGUGCAAUGCCAGCAGUUGUUAGAGCGGACAUCUCGACGCCUUCCUCUCCCCAGCUCGGCGCCGACCGCUGCGGCCGCGACACACGGGUGUGAUUUUUCUCUCUGUGCAAUGAUAUCUAUGAAAUCGCAGACUUUG
Molecule: messenger RNA, 1486 nt
Organism: Numida meleagris (helmeted guineafowl)
Lineage: Eukaryota; Metazoa; Chordata; Aves; Galliformes; Numididae
Product: cathepsin S-like
Exons: 8
Coding region: 118-1134 (338 amino acids)
Biological process (GO): immune response
Cellular component (GO): lysosome
Molecular function (GO): cysteine-type endopeptidase activity
Source: RefSeq, a predicted model, not a curated record